Messenger RNA from Cydia fagiglandana, 5607 nucleotides. RefSeq names its product protein farnesyltransferase subunit beta (gene Fntb). NCBI's taxonomy places the organism in Eukaryota, Metazoa, Arthropoda, Insecta, Lepidoptera, Tortricidae. The coding region runs from base 167 to 1402 and encodes 411 amino acids. The transcript has 5 exons. The record is from RefSeq and is a predicted model, not a curated record. Gene Ontology annotation, molecular function: protein farnesyltransferase activity. Gene Ontology annotation, biological process: protein farnesylation. Gene Ontology annotation, cellular component: protein farnesyltransferase complex.
UUAUGAUUAAAACAGAGUUUUGAAUUAAUAGUGUGAAAUUUUGUCAUGUAUUUGGAUUUACUUGAGUAAACAACGUAUCUAGAACAAUUUGUGUGAAUAAACGAGAUUAUUUACUUUUAGAUACUGAAAGUACAGUAGGAUAAUUCUUCUCUCCAGUGUAUUCAAUAUGAAUAAAAAACUUGAAAAUGAGAUUCGGUGCUAUGCCAACAUUUCUGCAGAAGCUUAUAAUACAGAGAAAGUAGUCACGGAUACAGCCACAGAUCAGUUGGAGGUCGAAGCUACAGUAUUAAAAAUAUUUAGACAAUUUGAAAAGGAAGCAUCCAUUGAUCCUGAUCUGCCAAUACUUAAUAGACGGGUUCACAGUAAGCAAUUAAAAACUUGGUUGAAUGCACUACCCAAAGGUUAUGAAUGCUUGGAUGCCAGCAGACCAUGGCUCGUGUACUGGAUUUUACAUGCUUUGUGGAUCUUAGAUGAUAUGCCCGACCAAGAGACAUUGUCUAGUGCUGUGGACUUUCUCGCUCAUUGUCAACACGAGGAAGGGGGCUAUGGCGGUGGCCCAGGACAAUAUCCACAUUUAGGAACUACUUAUGCUGCUGUAAACGCAUUAGCUAUAAUAGGGACAGAUGAAGCAUACGAUUCCAUAGAUCGCAGCUCUUUACAAAAGUUUUUAUGGACUCUUCGAGAUGUAGAUGGCUCCUUUGCUCUUCACAAAGGAGGGGAACAAGACAUCAGGGGAGCGUAUUGUGCAGUGAGCGUAGCUAAAAUGACAAAUACUUACACAGAUCUCUUAUUCGACAAGACAGCAGAGUGGAUAGUUAGUUGCCAAACUUAUGAGGGAGGUUUUGGCGGGUGUCCAGGGAUGGAGGCACAUGGCGGAUAUGCUUUCUGUGGGAUCGCAUCUCUGGCGUUACUAAACCGGCCAAAGCUAUGUGACAUAGAUGCACUCUUGAGGUGGUGUGUAAAUCGUCAGAUGCGGUUAGAGGGUGGCUUUCAGGGACGGACUAAUAAACUUGUUGAUGGUUGUUAUUCAUUUUGGCAAGGUGCUGCUUUCCCCAUAAUCAGUGCUAUCUUAGCACAAGAAGACAAAGAACUGAUAGAAACGUGUUUAUUCAAUCAAGGUGCCUUACAAGAAUACAUCGUUGUUUGCUGUCAAGCCAACGACGGGGGCCUAAUAGACAAGCCUGGAAAAGCGCGCGACAUCUACCACACAUGCUACACGCUAUCAGGGCUGUCGAUCGCGCAGCACGGCACGGGCGCCGGCGACCCGUUCGUGGUGGGCUCCCCGCGCAACGAGCUCAACCGCGUGCACCCCCUGCACAACGUGGCGCCGCACCUCGUCUACAACGCCGUGCACUACUUCAUUAGGCACCCGCCGCCGGUCAAGGAUUUCAGGAAAAACUAGCUCGUUUUAGAUCUUCAACUGUUUAGCACUGAUGACGCACUGCUUUGCACGAUUGCGUGUGAUGCGUGCUUCAUAACAAAUAGUAAAAAUGAAUAAAAAAUAAUAUGAUGCUAGUAGCUUUUAUAUCUUAAAGAAUUAAACUAGUAACAGUUCGGUUUCUGCUCAAAAAUGCAGCUACUACUAGAAAAAAAUAACUGGUCCUUCGAACCGGAUAUUAUAUACCUAAAGGUACAGAUUUAUUUAUCAACUGGUUCCUGGGGCUGACAUUUGUUUUUAGGUAAAGCUAAAAAUGUAUCUUUUCAUAUAUUUCCCUACGGGCAUUGAACUUUACAAAGUUAUGGAUGUAAUUGUAUUAGGCAGAUAUGGUCCUUCGAACCGUAUUUUAUAAAAGAAAUCAAGGUACCUUCCAGAAAUCGGAAAUAUGUUAUAAAACUCUUCUUCUCUUUUUGACAUUUCAUUUUUGUACCAUAUAUAUGAAUAAAUAUAACCUUAAAUGAUAUAAAAAAAAAUCCAAUGGAGCGUUCUAACAUAUAUAUUACCUCUUACGAACUAUGACGGAUUGAUGGUCUAGAGUAUUUUUCCCACAUUUGGGUAUACUAAGUACAAAUUUUCUCUUCAGACAGCCUUGUAUGAUUCUAUUUAUCUAUGGAUUCUAUAGAUAUAUGAUGUAAAUAUAUGUAGCGAUAAAUUACGCAGUCAACUUUAUUGCUUCAAUAUAUUAAUUUGUGUAUCGUCAAUAUUAUACUUAAGUAUAUAGACGAUAGCGUACCUUAAGUGAAGGGGCUGUCCAUAAAUUACGUCAUAGAUUUUGACGAUUUUUGAACCCCCCUCCCCCAACCCCAAAAUCAUCCAAAAAUCAUGCUUCGAAUGACCCCGUUUCCUCCUACGUGAUGCUACCAUCAAUCAUCAUCCAAUGUCCAGACUCCCCCCCCUAAUUUGAAAUGACGUAAUUUAUGAACAGCCCCUAAGCCAUUUGACUGGCAUACGUUAAAAUGUGUUUAUGAGGUCAGUUAUACACGGUGGUUUAAAAAUAACUGCAUUUCCGUUGCCAGGAAGGUUUUGGGAUUAUACUGAACAACGUUUACUAUGUUAACCAAACCCGAAAUCGCGAAACAAAUUUUUACCCUCCCUUAGAAAUAGGACCAGACAAAAUGUAUGAAACAGCCAAAUUUUUUUUUGCGAUUUGUGGGUUGGUACCACAGUAAAAGUUGCUCAGUAUAAUCAAACAACCUCCCUGGCAACGGGAAUGCACUAUGCAGUUAUUUUUUAGCUACCCUGUAAAUGUAAUAGGUAAUCUUGAUGUGGGGACCCUAUUAAGCUUAUUGCAUUCAAGUUAGUAGAUAAUGUUCAUAAUUAUUCACCAGUCCAACUUUAUAUAGAUAUAAUGGCGUGGUGUGAUAUACGUUGUUUUAAGCCUUUAAGUACAUAUUAUACACGGUGUAACAUGAGGAAACCGAAUAACUUUAGCCACGCAUUUCUGAGGUCAAAAGAUGGAAAAAAUUAAUAUGAAUUUAGGCCAAUUUCGCCAAAAAAAUUUUUUGUUUUGUUUUUUCAAUUUUUUUAAUGUAUUUGUACAUAAAAAAUAAAUGUUAUUGGUAAACUUGUCACUUAAAAUUGAUUUUUAAUUUUUUUUUUCGAAAAAACCUACUUUUUGCAAAGUGUUACUUGUCACUUUUUGACAUCUAUCAAUAAGGAUAUUUAGACUACGUCCCAUAGCAGCAACAUCACCCUUAAAAAGGCCUUUUACACUAUGUAGCAAUAAAAGCUUGAUUUUUUUAAAAUUAAUAUUAUCUUUGAAACUAGGUGAGUUUCAAAAAAAGUUUAUAGGGCAUUUUUGACUCUUAAUAUAGAUAGAUAGAUAGAUAGAUAAAACGUUUAUUUGUAUGCUGCAAAAACACACAAUUUACAAAUAGGUACAUUACAAACAGAACAAAACUAAAAAUAUCUACAGAGUUUAAUUAACAAUAAAAAAUACUUAAACACGGAAAGAUGGGUUUACUUGCUGUACUCUGUGUGCAUUGCAGCAAAAACAAAAGGGUUCCGACUCAGCUAGGUAUACGCUUCGCUCUUUUGAGCAAAGCACUGAUAUUCUGCCGGAACCCAGAUCACGUUACACUUGGGUAAAUGUGAUGAUAAAAAGUGUGUAGUUAAAUGGUGUUAAAAUGUUCCGAAAUAAAAAUACAUAAAUAAAACAAAAAUAAGAAUAUUAAGUGGCCAUAAAAUAAAAUAAAAGUGAGUGAGUGCAUAGGGUUUGGUUCUAGUUCUCCUGGAAAUCCUCCGAAUUACCGAUUAGAUCCUGAAAUCCGCAACCAAAAAGCCAUAUGGUAUACCUGUUUUUUGUUUUUCAAGCAGUAUCCUUUUAAACUGGUGUUUAAAAGUUAGCUUAUUUUUGAGCUGUCUUACAGGUGGAGGGAUAUCAUUCCAGCAUUUGGUCGCGAGAUAUCGGAAACAACCGGUAAAUGCAAUUGUUCUAUGAGGGUACAUUUCUAAGAGACAACGCCGAGUUGACCUAGUGCCAUGACGAUUGUGAAAUGUUGAAAAAUUAAUUUUGGAGAAGAGAUAUUCCGGAGUUUUAUUGUUUAAGACGCCAAAGAGGAGACAUGCAAGAUGUAGAUGUCGCCGAGAAGACAUAUUCAGCAUGGACGAUUUGUUCAAAUACGGUGUAAUGUGGCUUCUAGGGGGUAUUGAGUAACAAAAUCUGUAACACGCAUUUUGUACUCUUUGUAUUAAGCGACGAGUUUUAUGUUGCAGGCGUGGUCCAUAAACUAUAUCACCAUAAUUCAAUUUUGAAAGAAUCAGCGAUUCACAUAAAGUAAUGCGGACUUUCUCACUCAAAAGAUUUCGGAUCUGGUAUAAAACCUUGAGGCGAAAGAAACAUGACCUAACCAAUUCACCUACGUGUUUCUCAAACCUCAACUGACUAUCAAGUACUACACCUAAGUUUCUAGCCUCUUCUACACGAUCGAUAAUAUGAUCAGGAAUACACUGUUAAAAUUAUUCGGUUUCCUCAUGUUAUACCGUGUAUGUCGCAACAUCAUCAUCAAGACGUUGUGUUGAGAAAUUUAACAUUGGUACCAUUGGUAUCGCCCUUGGUAUCACCCACACUGUUAACUGUACAUCGGCGGACCUUAUGCCUUUUGUAAUAAGGUCCACAGAUGUACAGGUAGGAGGGUUGCUGUUUGUACUUAAAUUCGGCUUCUGAUAAAUAAUAUUACAAUGAUAUUGAAACUGGAUAUUGCAAUGGUACUGUACAGACAUCACAUUAUAAACUCUUUAAGCACCUAUGAUGGGGUUGUACCUGUAAACAACCUACUAUUUAGUUACCUACUAUUCAAAAACUCGAAGGAACAAAAACUUGCUGAAAAGUAUUUAAAAAGAAGAGGCGGAACAAAAUCGUCUUUAUAAUCAAGGUGGACGGAUGCGGUAAGGUUGAAAGAUCCAUGGUUAUUAGGGUUCCGUACCCAAAGGGUAAAACGGGACCCUAUUACUAAGACUUCGCUGUCCGUCCGUCCGUCAGUCUGUCACCAGGCUGUAUCUCACGAACCGUGAUAGCUAGACAGUUGAAAUUUUCACAGAUGAUGUAUUUCUGUUGCCGCUAUAACAACAAAUACUAAAAACAGAAUAAAAUAAAGAUUUAAAUGGGGCUCCCAUACAACAAACGUGAUUUUUGACCAAAGUUAAGCAAUGUCGGGAGUGGUCAGUACUUGGAUGGGUGACCGUUUUUUUUUUUUUUUGCAUUAUGGUACGGAACCCUUCGUGCGCGAGUCCGACUCGCACUUGCCCGGUUUUACAUAUACGUGUUGUACGUAAUAACUAGAGAGCAGAGAGUCUGCAUGUUUGUUAAAUAAUAAUUCCUGUUUCAACUUAUUUUUACUGUAGUAGCAUAAAUUCUCCAGUAACUGGCUAACCCAAACCAAAAAUGAAUUCUAUUCACCUAUAAAUAGAAUUCAUUUUAGUAUAAGAUGGCCAGUUAUUGAAGUUAUUAAAAUAAAUUCUGUUUAUAGGUGACUAGAAUUCAUUUUUAGUUUAGGGCGGUCAGUUACUAAAACCCGGCGAAUUACCCUAUAUGUGACAGACAACCUAGGCCCAUCCCAUAGAAAAAUAGUAAAAAUAUGUGGAAUGUAUUUUUAUAACGUGUGUAGACAAAAUGUAUAGAGCAACAGUUUAAUUUGUAAUAAAAACAAUAAACAUCUUCACAACUGUUA